This is a messenger RNA of Zootoca vivipara (common lizard), 6532 nucleotides long. The record is from RefSeq and is a predicted model, not a curated record. Lineage: Eukaryota; Metazoa; Chordata; Lepidosauria; Squamata; Lacertidae.
CAGGUCUCGCUCGCUUGCAGUUGCUUCGUGCGGACGGAGCGGCGUAAUUCAUGUACCGUAAUUCCCCAUCUCCUUUGCGCGCGCCGGUGGAAAAAGUUCCCCAGACCUCCGGCUCCUGGACGGCGGGACGUGGAGCUGGGAAAGCGCGCUCUGAGCAUCACUGGGCAGGUUUGGCGGCAGAGGUGGAAAGGCAGAUGAACCAAUGUCCCAAACAUUGAGCAUGAGGUAGCAUCCAGAGGUGCGAGCCGAUCUCACAAAAUGCAAAGCACGUGAACAACUCCGCUGGGUUAAAGCCAACAUUAAGUACACACACGUAAAUGGAAGAUCUGGAGACACGCAAGGCCCGUCGGAUAGAGCAGAUGGUAGCCAAAUGGCUGCGGCGGUCACGGGAUCAUGCAGCCAGGGGGAGAGCAUCAGUGGGUGACAGAGCAUUGGACAGCAUUAAUCAGCCUCCAACUCGUGUGAAGCUCACAGUGGAGGUCCAAAAAGAUGUGCUGCUUGGACAUUAUGGCUUUGAAGUUUCCCGGAAUCUUCCCCUUCUUAUCACCUCGGUUGCUGCAGGCAGCACCGCUGACGGGAAGCUUCUGCCAGGGGAUCACAUCAUUGCCAUAAACAACGAAGCAGCUGAAGGGGACAUUACCGGGGAACAAGCAGCUGCUCUUUUAAGGGAAUCAGAAGUCUCUCUCCAGUUUACAAUUCUCCGAUGCACCUCGGGUGGCCCUAAAUCCUCCUUUCUUACAGCCGAGAAAAGAGCCAGGCUAAAGACAAAUCCCGUCAAAGUCCGCUUUGCAGAAGAAGUGGUCGUGAACGGACAUACUCAGGGAAGUUCUCUGCUGUGUAUGCCCAAUGUUCUCAAGGUGUAUUUGGAAAACGGACAGACGAAAGCUUUCAAGUUUGACUCAAGCACUACUGUCAAGGACAUUAUUCUCACUUUGAAAGAGAAGCUCUCCAUCCGGAGCAUUGGUUAUUUUGCCUUGGUCUUGGAAGAGCACUACAAUGUGUUGAAGAUGUAUCUUCUGCAUGAGGAUGAACUCAUCGGACAGGUAGUUCAGAGGAAAGAGUCUCAUGAUUACCGGUGCCUCUUCAGAAUCUGCUUUAUACCCAGGGAUCCACUGGAUCUGUUGCAGCAAGAUCCAGUUGCCUUUGAGUACCUCUAUUUGCAGAGUUGCAGUGAUGUGCUUCAGGAGAGAUUUGCUGUCGAGAUGAAGUGCAGCGUUGCUUUACGGCUGGCUGCACUGCACAUCCAAGAGCGGAUUAUCGCCUGUGCUCAGCCGCAGAAAGUCUCUCUGAAAUAUAUAGAAAAGGACUGGGGAAUCGAAAACUUUAUUUCCCCAACUCUGCUCCGAAACAUGAAAGGCAAAGACAUCAAAAAGGCCAUCAGCUUUCACAUGAAGAGGAAUCAACUCUUGCUGGAUCCGAGACAAAAGCACCUCCUCUCAGCAGCACAUGUGCGUCUGUGUUACCUGCAGAUUCUGGGGGAUCUGAAACUCUAUGGAGGAAAGGUCUUCAAUGCCACUCUAAUGGUAAAUGACAGAGAAUCAUGUGUGGCCCUCCUGGUGGGAGCCAAAUAUGGAAUCAGCCAAGUGGUUAAUAACAAACUGAACAUUGUCACAAUGCUGGCAGAAUUUGCAAACAUUAGCAGGCUGGAGCUGACCGAAGAAUCUGACAAAGUAAGCAUGGUGAUCUACCUCCAAGAUAUCAAGCUGCUGACUCUGCUGCUGGAAACUAACAAUGCCAAAGACCUGGCUUGCCUCAUCUGCGGCUACUACAGGCUGUUUGUUGAUUCGAGCAGUUCCAUAUUUGUCUGGGGGGAGAAAAGGCCUCCGGUACACCGUAUCUCAGCCGAGGAAGGGUAUGAGUCGAGGACUUGCAGUGAUUCCGAAGAGUCAUCUGAGCCGGACUCCUCCUUGGACCGUUUUUCAGACACACAGUCGCCCCGGCACAGCCGCAUCAGCCCCCUGCUUGAGGAUGAAGGAGAGCAGGAGGCUCUGCAGCAAGAAAGGAAGGAUCUGGAGGGCAAAGAGGUGAGCUUUUGCAACGGGUACGACAACACAAACGACAGCUUGUCGGAAGCCUCUGACUCAGCCAACACAGAGAGUCGGGGGCUGAAGACCAGCGGUUCGAGCGACUCUCUGGACACUCUCGAGGAGGACGAUUUGGAAACGUGCUCCUCGAGCAAGCCAGAGUUUUUCCACCUGUAUGUCCCCACCCUUCAGGAACUGAUGGGCAAUGGCAAGACCUUCGUGGGUGCAGACAAAGAAGGAGGAAACCGAGCGACACAGGAGUCUUUCUUCUCCUUCCUCGUGCCGCCCCAGCCGGACGGAGAAUUUCAAAGGGAAAGUGACCUGUCCGUUUCCGCUCUGGAGUCCAAGCUGUCGGAGAGCAACAUCAUGGAGUACUACAGCCUUUGUGCCAACAUUUCCCCAGCCAGCAACGGAGAGAAGACCACCCAGAGCGACAGCCCAGAGAGUGGCUCUUUGAACGGCCCCGAGGGAGACGAGCGGCUCAGCGGAGGUGGCAUGCGGGGCUUCAUCUUGGCUCCUCCCCCUGGCUUCGGAGACGCCAGCUCAGACGAGGAAUUCUACGACGCAGCAGAAAGGGUGACACAGGCAGAGGCGCAAGCAGGUUCUGCAGGCCCAGCCCGUCCAAAUGUACAAGACUGCAGCACCCUGAAAGUGUCGUCCAGUUGCGGCUUGGGUGAAAAUGUUCUGUCAAGGCAAAGCAGGAGGACAAAACACAGGCCAGAAAAGGAGCCAAGGAGUGGCAACAACAGCCUGAGAAAGAGGAGGUCUUUCCUGCAGACAAAUUACACCUCCCAAGUUACUUUCCCUCAAGCUCCAACACAGUCCCUGGAAAACAUUGAUCCGUUGUCCUAUGAAGGAGAAGCUGGGUCUUCAGCUCUUCCCUCCUCACCUGUUGUGGCCUCCUUGAGGGACCCUGAGAGAGAUUCUGCACUUCUUGAGGUCAAACAGAUAGCUCAGAUAGCCCAAAAGACACCUGUCUUAACAGAGAUGGAGCCCGAUUCACUAGAAACCAAGUCAUUAACCGAUUCAGUUGUGUGUCCUGUCUUGGCCAUUCGUGUCCAAGAUGCUCAGGAAGGGAUAGAGAGUUCAGACUUUGCCCGUAGCUCUUUCUCCACAGUGAAGCAAGACGGUAGUUUAGCUGUGUCAGAAAUCUCCUUUCACGACCUUGACACCACUUACAAAGAAAAACCAGAAGGUCUUACAGAAACAGCUAGCAGAGUUCAGGACUGUUGUGUCUCUGGAGGAAAGAAAAUAUCUGGCAAUGCAGCGGGGACAGCAAAAGCCUCACAUGAAGCAGGAGGAGUCAGCUAUGUAUUGAUUGAGGAGAUAAUACACACCACUACCAAACCCUCCGGGUCUCUGAACAGCUACCAAGGGAAAGUGUCGCCUCGUGUGCCAAUCUCGGAACAGGAUCUCCUUUCUACUCAGAAGGUGGAGAAAUACGAGCAGCUUGUGCUAGGUACCUGCAAAAGAAUCCAAGGUGACCUGGCCUCACGUGGCUCAAGUCAGGCACCCGGAGGCUUACUGCUCCAAGAAGACACCAGCAAAACGUUGAGUGAAGGCUCUGUGGCAACAUCUGAAGAUGCCAAACGGCUGGGUUUCUCAAGAGCAAAUGAGCUCCUUUCCAAGUGUGAUGGUGCUUCAGGCAUCAAGACACACCACUCUCAGCUUGGUAUUAGUUCAGUGGGAGGUCAAAGAGGAACACAGCAGAAGGUAAAUGACAAGCACCAGAGAAUUGUUGGCCAAAGUGAUCUGGUUGCAGACCAGGUCUCUUUAAACGAUGAUGUCCCAAUUCAAUGGUUGUCGUCAACCAUGACUCCUCCUCUGGAUAGGUCUUCAGAACUUGCUGGUGACCAGAAGCCAGAGGAGAGAGCGCUCACAAAUGAUGCCUCCCAUGUGGAUUGUAAAAAUAUACGGCCCAGUCCACUAGUUGUCCUUACAGAGGAGAGUGUGGAGCAGAGAAAAGCUGGCAUUUCAGAUGGAGUGGGUGGCUUUUCACAUGACAAUCUGUGUAAGUCUACGGGGCUCAGUAAGGAAAGCAGUAUUUCAGAGUCGUCUUUUUUGUGUUCUGGUAACUUAACAGAUGACGCUAAAGCACCAGUGAGCUCUAAGACAACAGAUUCUCCAGCUGAGGUGAACACCACAGAGUCAUUCUCGCCAAAACAUAAAACAGACGGAUGCAGUUGCCGGUUGACUUAUGCAAGUUGUUUCCAUGGGCUAGAUGAGGCAGAAUUAGAAUUUGCCAAUCCAGUUGCAUGUGGUCCUUCUGAGGAGCCAUUAACAACCCCACCAACAACAAGAAGUUCGCCAUCUUUAGAUUUUAACUCCAUGAGACUUGUUGUAGAACAUAACUAUGUGAAUUGUAACCCCAAAGACUGUAGAAAUCACGUCUUGCUUCCAGACUCUCAUAUUCAAGUGUUGAGCUGUUUAAAGGAUAGAACGUGUGCCUCACCUUUUGACUUCCACCAGUUGCUAGAUAAUAUUAUAGACCUACAGGAAAUUUUGCGGCAGUUUGGGGGAAGCAGAAUAAAGCACCCUCGGGAUAAAUGUUUGGCCCAUUUUUCAGAAAACAAGAACACCUUGCACACAGAAUCACAAAGGCUGAUGUCCAGUUGCCAGAAAGUUAUCAAAGCACGUGGGCCUUCCUCGGAGACGCAAAACGCCAUUCGGGAGACCUUCCAGAACCUUCUCCAGCUGACCGAAGUGUGCUUUCAGUUCACAAACUGUGGCCUUUGCAGCAAGAGGCACAAAGACCUCGCGGUCAACCUCAGAGAUGUCGCGUACAGCUAUCGCCAGUUUGUCCAAGCAGCACAGCAAGCCUGGGAGAGGGGCUAUCCCAAUUUGAGCAUAAGACUCCUUGUGUGCCAGUACACUGCCCUCAGUGCAGCCCUCUUCUGCCUCGUGCAACAAUUCAGGGCCUCGUCUUGUGUAUGAGAUGGGAGGAUUUUGCACAGGUGCCUGUCCGACUUUCAACGGGGAACGACCUAGCCAAGUGUCUGCCCUUAAAAGCCCUCCUCCCAGUAAAGACAAGCUGAUACGUAACAGCUGGACUGAAGCAAGCAAUUGAACAGUCCUCCUCUCUAAUGGAUAUCAAUGCUCAUGGCUUAAAUGAGUCGAACUUGGCAGGAUUGCUCAACCUUCAUGCAGAAUAGUAUUUUGGUGCAUGUCCAACUUGCUCCCCCCGCCCUGUGUGCCAUAGGUAAAGAACACAAGAUAUUUGUCUCUUUUGCGUGACUCAGGGUGUUAACAGCUGCAGUUAUAUGCAUGCAGUCUCCCCAUAAUACCUGAGAGAGAGUGCUGUCUGUCGGCCGGACUGAAGUACUGAGAACAUUCUAAAGUUAUAGUUUGGGUGUGCCAACCUGCCUGAGGGAAGCGCAUCAGACGAUUCCAUGCGCGUGGGUGAAAAUCAGGGCUUCUCAUGCUUAAGCAAUGCAGACUGGGAUGGAUUUUCAAACAAAACAACACGCAGGGCAGAUAAUUAUCUAAUCCAAGUGGCUCCAGUGUAGGGGACAGAGUGCCUCAUUGUACCUAUUGGACUCCAACGCCCAGGGGUGCCAUCUUGGGCAGCUGGGGGUCGUCCCCCCCCCAAAAAAAUUCAAUAUUCCAUGGUCUGUGGAAUGCCCCGUUGGGCCUUCCCACAGCUGUGGCAGUGUUGGAAGAUGCUGUGCAGUUUAGUGCAACCUCGCGCCAAGUGCACUGGUCCCCGGGGCAUCUCCCGAUGCUGUGUGGCCCAGCAGGAGGCUGAAGCAGUGUGUGCAGUGUUGGGAGAUGCUGUGGGGACCGGUGUGCAGGCAUGAGGUCGUACUGAACUGCGCAGGAGCUCCCGACACUGCAAAGGUCAGUGCAGCCUUCCGCUAGACCAACAUGGCCUAGCAGAAGGCUGCACCAGCCUCGCGAGACGCACAUGACAUCACACAUGCACGCCAGGCCCUCAGUCUUUGAGGCAACCCAGCACCUGUGCCAAUGCCCAUCAACCCCAGCCAGCAUGGUCAGUGGGCAGGGAUGAUGGGAGUUGUAGUCCAGGUCAGCCACCCUUGACUUAAUGGCUCCCCAGCAGUGGCCUGUCAGUGGACAUAGCUGACGGGAAGUGAUCCAGAAAGUUGACAAUACACACUUCCUGCCUCCCAGGAAGUGUUGUGAGAUGCUUUCCUAUGCUUAUAGCCAUUUGCUUCAGUGCCACAGUGGGGAGCUGAGGAAGUGUCAUGGUGGACAUGCCUCCUCAUUGGAUUUCAGUACAGAAUUUCCUUGGAAAAUGGAUUCCAUUAGCAGCCAGUAAGCGACGUAAAGGUAGUGUACCGGAUAGCUGUUACCUGAGAAGCAGAAUCCGCCCCCUGCUUGUUUCCUUUCCACAAACUCUUAGCAGCACUUCUAGAGGGACGGCCCCCUGUUGGCUUUUCAUCCGUCAGACCUCCUGCGUAUAUACUCUUGUCUACUUCAUGCAUCUCGUAUGGACUGAGCUGUUGUCUUCUCAAAGUUCCUGCCACAAUAAACCAGUCAGUUUUGUCAUA